Molecule: messenger RNA, 2408 nt
Organism: Mustela erminea (ermine)
Lineage: Eukaryota; Metazoa; Chordata; Mammalia; Carnivora; Mustelidae
Gene: TBR1
Product: T-box brain transcription factor 1
Exons: 6
Coding region: 259-2307 (682 amino acids)
Biological process (GO): regulation of neuron projection development; commitment of neuronal cell to specific neuron type in forebrain; positive regulation of DNA-templated transcription
Cellular component (GO): nucleus
Molecular function (GO): RNA polymerase II cis-regulatory region sequence-specific DNA binding; DNA-binding transcription factor activity, RNA polymerase II-specific
Source: RefSeq, a predicted model, not a curated record
AGCAGUUAACCAAUGGCAGGAGCCGUUUCAUCGGCUGCACAAGCAGCAAGAUCAAAAGUGAGCCUUUUCUGAUUGCUGCAUAGUGUCAAUUGGCCAAUCUCUUCUCCCAGGGGAAAAAAAAAGUAAAUCAAACCUUUGAGAAGCAUUUGCUGGUUGAAGUGCUUUCUGUCUAGUGAGGGGGUCUGUGGAUUUCUAGUUUAUGAUAAAUAGGACUUUAAAAACCAGGGACAGGAGGGCGAGUGUUCAGGUUCUAGAGCUAUGCAGCUGGAGCACUGCCUUUCUCCUUCUAUCAUGCUCUCCAAGAAAUUUCUCAAUGUGAGCAGCAGCUACCCACAUUCAGGCGGAUCUGAGCUUGUCUUGCACGAUCAUCCCAUUAUCUCGACCACUGACAACCUGGAGAGAAGUUCACCUUUGAAAAAAAUUACCAGGGGGAUGACGAAUCAGUCAGAUACAGACAAUUUUCCUGACUCCAAGGACUCACCAGGGGACGUCCAGAGAAGUAAACUCUCUCCUGUCUUGGACGGGGUCUCUGAGCUUCGUCACAGUUUCGAUGGCUCUGCUGCAGAUCGCUACCUCCUCUCUCAGUCCAGCCAGCCACAGUCUGCGGCCACUGCUCCCAGUGCCAUGUUCCCGUACCCCGGCCAGCACGGACCGGCGCACCCCGCCUUCUCCAUCGGCAGUCCCAGCCGCUACAUGGCCCACCACCCGGUCAUCACCAACGGAGCCUACAACAGCCUCCUGUCCAACUCCUCACCGCAGGGCUACCCCGCGGCCGGCUACCCCUACCCACAGCAGUACAGCCACUCCUACCAAGGAGCCCCGUUCUACCAGUUCUCUUCCACGCAGCCCGGACUGGUACCCGGCAAAGCGCAGGUGUACCUGUGCAACAGGCCCCUCUGGCUGAAAUUUCACCGCCACCAAACGGAGAUGAUCAUCACCAAACAGGGAAGGCGCAUGUUUCCUUUUUUAAGUUUUAACAUUUCUGGUCUCGAUCCCACGGCUCAUUACAAUAUUUUUGUGGAUGUGAUUUUGGCGGAUCCCAAUCACUGGAGGUUUCAAGGAGGCAAAUGGGUUCCUUGCGGCAAAGCGGACACCAAUGUGCAAGGAAAUCGGGUCUAUAUGCAUCCGGAUUCCCCCAACACGGGGGCUCACUGGAUGCGCCAAGAAAUCUCUUUUGGAAAAUUAAAACUUACAAACAACAAAGGAGCUUCAAACAACAAUGGGCAGAUGGUGGUUUUACAAUCCUUGCACAAGUACCAGCCCCGCCUGCAUGUGGUCGAAGUGAACGAGGACGGCACGGAGGACACCAGCCAGCCUGGCCGCGUGCAGACAUUCACUUUCCCCGAGACCCAGUUCAUCGCCGUCACCGCCUAUCAGAACACCGAUAUCACACAAUUGAAAAUAGAUCACAACCCCUUUGCAAAAGGAUUUCGGGAUAAUUAUGACACGAUCUACACUGGCUGCGACAUGGACCGCCUGACCCCCUCGCCCAACGAUUCCCCGCGCUCGCAGAUCGUGCCCGGGGCCCGUUACGCUAUGGCCGGCUCUUUCCUGCAGGACCAGUUCGUGAGCAACUACGCCAAGGCCCGCUUCCACCCGGGUGCGGGCGCGGGCCCCGGGCCGGGCACGGACCGCAGUGUGCCCCACACCAACGGGCUGCUGUCGCCGCAGCAGGCCGAGGACCCGGGCGCGCCGUCGCCGCAGCGCUGGUUUGUGACCCCGGCCAACAACCGGCUGGACUUCGCCGCCUCGGCCUACGACACAGCCACGGACUUCGCGGGCAACGCGGCCACGCUGCUCUCCUACGCGGCGGCGGGCGUGAAGGCGCUGCCGCUGCAGGCGGCGGGCUGCACCGGCCGCCCGCUCGGCUACUACGCCGACCCGUCGGGCUGGGGCGCGCGCAGCCCCCCGCAGUACUGCGGCGCCAAGUCGGGCUCGGUGCUGCCCUGCUGGCCCAACAGCGCCGCGGCCGCCGCGCGCAUGGCGGGCGCCAACCCCUAUCUGGGCGAGGAGGCCGAGGGCCUGGCCGCCGAGCGCUCGCCGCUACCGCCCGGCGCCGCCGAGGACGCCAAGCCCAAGGACCUGUCCGACUCCAGCUGGAUCGAGACACCCUCCUCCAUCAAGUCCAUCGACUCGAGCGACUCGGGGAUUUACGAGCAGGCCAAGCGGAGGCGGAUCUCCCCCGCCGACACGCCGGUGUCCGAGAGCUCGUCGCCGCUCAAGAGCGAGGUGCUGGCCCAGCGGGACUGCGAGAAGAACUGCGCCAAGGACAUAGGCGGCUACUACGGCUUCUACUCGCACAGCUAGGCCGGCCCUGCCCGCCCGGCCCCGCGCCCCGCCGCCGCCCGGCCCCCCAGCCAGCCCCUCGCAGCUCUCCCCAGCUCUUCCUCCCCACGGCCCACCUCGCG